Lodderomyces parapsilosis is the source of this 2139-nucleotide messenger RNA. It is a transcript of the gene UBP1, whose product is annotated as ubiquitin-specific protease. Lineage: Eukaryota; Fungi; Ascomycota; Pichiomycetes; Serinales; Debaryomycetaceae. Bases 1 to 2139 code for a protein of 712 amino acids. Gene Ontology annotation, cellular component: nucleus; cytosol. The transcript has a single exon. Gene Ontology annotation, biological process: protein deubiquitination. Gene Ontology annotation, molecular function: cysteine-type deubiquitinase activity; cysteine-type endopeptidase activity. The record is from RefSeq and is a predicted model, not a curated record.
AUGUUUAUAUCUACCCGUUUAGUGUUAAUCUUAUUGCUAAAUUUCAUCUUUAUAAACGAACUCGUCAAGUUGUCGUUAUUCAAAUCCAGCAAACUAUUAGCUACGGCAUCUACUUCGCUUUUAAUAUUAGUUUCAUUAUACUACCUAUCGACAUUGAAUUCUGAGUCUGAAAUUUGGCAAAAAUACAUUCCCUUUAAUAUCCCACAACUACUCCAUAAAGCCAUGAACUCGUCGUCCCGAUUCGGAAGAACAGGAAUUAAUCGUUUUAAUAGAAAAAAGAGUAAAGAGCAAAAAUUUGCUAUUGCCAAUGGUGGUGAGGUUGGUGGGAUAAGUAAUGACGGAAACACUUGUUUUAUGAAUUCAGUGAUACAAUCGUUGGCGUCGUCGAGACAAUUUAUAAAGUUUAUUGAUUCGUAUCUUUAUUCGGAAAUUGAGAUUGAUAACAAAGGGGAAAAGAUUACUAUGAAAUCAAAUCAACCAAAGCCAGAAUUACCAUUCACAACGGCGUUGAAAAAGCUUUUGGACGACGUUAAUGGCAAAUAUGGAUCUAGAGGGAAGGAGUUUAGCACAAAGCCGUUGUUGAAUAGGAUGCCCAAUGGUCCUAGACAAAAUUUCUUUAGUGGAUAUAAUCAAGAAGAUGCACAAGAGUUUUAUCAGUUGAUUAUGAACAUUUUGGAAAAGGAGUUUAAAAAAAUCACUCAGAGCAGGUUGCCUACGCCGGAGCCAGAAGGAGAGAAAGAGACCAAAUUUCAAGAUGUUCGCAAUUUGAAGGAGAUUAUUUCUGGGUGUAAUAAACUAGGUAAAUUGGGUGUCGUUUAUGUCCCAGCUGCACAAGUCGAUCCCAAUUUGGAUGACGCAGGGCACAAAGUGAUGCCCUUGGAGUUGAUUACCCCAGUUGAUGGAAUUUCUUGCGAACGUAUUGGAUGUUUGACUUGUGGAGAAGUUGGUGGUAUACGAUAUGCUGUAACUAGUGGUUUGAGCUUAAACUUGCCACAAAACCAAUCUUACUAUUCCAGUUUCAAUUUGUCACAAUUGUUGAAUGAAUGGAUAACCCCGGAGAUUAUUGAUGAUGUGAAUUGUAAUCGAUGUGGGUUACUACAAACUCAAACUUUUCUCCUUAGUACUAUAGAAGAGCUCGAAAAGAAGGAAAAUAACACAAAACUUAUUGAUCAGAUAAAGACUAGAUUAUCCGCCAUCGAAACAGAACUAGCUAAACCUCAAGUGACUGAUGAAGCUUUUGAGAAGCUCACAGUUAAAAAGCAAAUUAAAAAGAGCAGAAAGUCUAAGCAAAUAUUUUUGGACAGACCACCGCCAUUGCUUAGCGUGCACAUCAAUCGUUCACAAUUUGAUCCAAAAACGUACAUGGUGGUGAAGAACCCAAAUAAUGUAACUUUUCCCGCAGUGUUGGAUUUAUCGCCGUACAUUGUUGAACCAAAUCAAAUAAACAUGGAUGCAAGAUUGCCCUUUAGAAAACAGGAUGAAGAUUUAAAGUACAAUGACGUUGGUUCGUCUGUUGACGAAACUGCACCAACAUCUGUCGAUGAAACGGUGCCAACAUCUCAAGAAUCUAAUGAUGGCCUACUUUCCCCUAAUGGCACAGCAAUAACCACUGCCUCUUCUGAUCCUAAACUAUUGUAUAAUUUGAAGGCAGUUAUUGUACAUUUCGGUACUCACAACUAUGGCCAUUACAUUUGCUAUAGGAAGUUGAGAGGUACUUGGUGGAGGAUCAGUGAUGAAUCAAUUUACGUUGUUACUGAAGCCGAGGUAUUGAGUGGACAGGGUACAUUUAUGUUGUUUUAUGAGUAUAACGACGGAUUCGUUGAAAUAUUGCAAAAUGUAUCUGAUGACGAGGUAGAAGAAAGGUCUAGUCCCGAAGCUAAGGAUAGCAGUGAUGAGGAGAAGGAAAGUGAUGAAGACAAGGGGAUUGAUGCGCAGAAGCUGGAUGAUGAGGAGAAACAAGGUGAUGAGCAGAAGCAGAGUGACAGCAACAAGGAAACAAAGCCUGCUGUAGGCGACAGUGAUGACGAAACAGGACAGACUAAGGAUGCCGAGGAUUCAGCAAUGUCAACGUCAGUCUCUGACGUGUCAAUGAAGGACGAAUCGGAGUUCAAUGUCGCUGAAGCUCAGGUGCAUUUGUAG